This is a messenger RNA of Saprolegnia parasitica CBS 223.65, 450 nucleotides long. RefSeq lists its product as hypothetical. NCBI's taxonomy places the organism in Eukaryota, Oomycota, Saprolegniomycetes, Saprolegniales, Saprolegniaceae. Bases 1 to 450 code for a protein of 149 amino acids. The transcript has 2 exons. The record is from RefSeq and is a predicted model, not a curated record.
AUGGCGCUUCGACCCGUCAAGCGCACCAAGACAGAACCAAGGACCAUCGAAGCGCUCGGUCCCGACGUGCUCCCGCGCCUCGUUUCGUUCCUGCAGCCAAACGACGCGCUCAACCUCUCGAGCGCCAGCACGGUCCUCGACGCAGCCAUGAACAGGUCCGUGUGGCGCUACGUUCUCAUUAAACAGUGUGGCGUCAAGCCAAAAAUGAUCAAGCCGCGAUCGCAGCUCCGCAAGAUGGUCGUCGGUCUAGUCGAAAAGAAAACGUGCAGUCACUGCGGCCACUUUGAGGUCCGCGGUCCCUUCACGAUCACGGCUGACAAUGAGCACCACGGCGCAAAGCUCUGUUUGACGUGCAUGGAAAUACCAUUUUUCAAUGAGAUUGGACACAUGGAGGCCCUUCGCAAGUACAAGCUCAAGCACCACGAGUUGCAUGCACUGCCAAUCUCGUAA